Molecule: messenger RNA, 1398 nt
Organism: Paecilomyces variotii
Lineage: Eukaryota; Fungi; Ascomycota; Eurotiomycetes; Eurotiales; Thermoascaceae
Product: putative alpha/beta fold family hydrolase
Exons: 6
Coding region: 1-1398 (465 amino acids)
Biological process (GO): medium-chain fatty acid catabolic process; medium-chain fatty acid biosynthetic process
Molecular function (GO): acetylesterase activity; monoacylglycerol lipase activity
Source: RefSeq, a predicted model, not a curated record
AUGGGCCUGUCCUCGUGGCUUCUUCCCAGCGGCCGGGUCUCAUUUCACCAUGCGAAAGAUAACGAGCUGCUACUCUCCAAGAAGUCGGAUGAUGCAGAUGUGAAGUCUCAGAUCUCAUUGGCAGAUCUAUGCCGUGCAGCGACACCUUCAUCGUGCCAAUUAAACCCGUUACUCUUCAAUGGACAUCUACAGACCGCCUACACCACUAUCAAGUCCCAUGAUAUCCCAAUCUACUACAAACGGCGGAUGUUCCAGGCCGACAACCCUCAAUACAGCGGACAAUUCGCCAUUGACUUUGUCGUGGAGCCUUAUGAGACACCCACCGAUCCAGAGGUGACUGAUGCGGCCCGGAGAUACACGCUCCCCUCGGGCCUGCCGCCACGGACUGCUUUCUUUACCGCAGACGAAUUUGCUUCCUUGCCUUCAUCUGACUCGAAGCCUAUGCUGGUCAUGCUCCAUGGGUUGAGUGGUGGCUCGCAUGAACUCUACUUGCGCCACGUGGUUGCGCCGCUCGCAGCCUCCGGCCGGUGGGAGAUCUGCGUAGUCAACUCUAGGGGCUGCGCGCAGACCAAGAUUAACAGUGGCGUUCUGUAUAACGCUCGCGCGACGUGGGAUGUGCGGCAAGCCGUCAAAUGGCUGCGAAAGACCUUCCCGAAUCGGCCGCUUUUCGGCAUUGGUUUCUCCCUGGGCGCGAACAUUCUCGCCAAUUACCUCGGAGAGGAAGGUGAUCAUGCCCAGUUGAAGGCCGCUGUGCUCUGUGCCAGCCCAUGGAAUCUGGAGGUCGGUUCUCUUGCCCUGCAGAGGACAUGGAUCGGACAGGAAGUCUACUCCAAGACAAUGGGUUCGAAUAUGAAGCGUCUGUUUUCGCAGCACCUGGAAGAGGUCUCGAAGAACCCGCGUGUGAACGUAGAGGAAGUUCUCAAGAUCACAUAUCUUCACGAAUUUGACAGAGCGCUACAAGGUCCGACAUGGGGUUACCCAACAGAGGGCGCCUACUACCGUGACGCUUCCUCCAUCGACUCUCUCCUGGCCAUCAGGAUUCCGUUCUUUGCAGUUCAAGCAGAAGAUGACCCGAUUGCGGCGAAGGAAGCUCUACCAUACCAGGAGAUCACAAAGACACCAUACGGUGUCAUGUGCACUACAUCGUGGGGAGGCCACCUUGGCUGGUUCGAAUACGGUGGGGGUCGCUGGUUUGUGAAGCCGGUGACGGCAUUCUUGAACAAGAUGGCCUUUGAGGUGGACCUCGACGCCCCCCUCGUCGUACAAAACCCAGAAAUCAUUCCAGGGCGGAUCUCCAGCCAGAAGGGGCCCAACAAGGACCCAGACACAGCACCUCGACCGGAUUUCGACCCUAUGCGCCGCAAGCUGGCAAUGAACAUGGACAAAGUUGAACCUUGA